This is a messenger RNA of Alternaria metachromatica, 2160 nucleotides long. RefSeq lists its product as uncharacterized. The transcript has 3 exons. NCBI's taxonomy places the organism in Eukaryota, Fungi, Ascomycota, Dothideomycetes, Pleosporales, Pleosporaceae. The record is from RefSeq and is a predicted model, not a curated record. Bases 1 to 2160 code for a protein of 719 amino acids.
AUGGAGGCCAUCGCAGGACUCAGCCUUGCUGCUAACAUCCUACAGGUCGUAGACUCCACCAAGAAAGUCUUAUCAUCUGUAAACCAAAUUCGCCAGUCAGGUUCCACUGUACAGAACUCAGAGAUUGGACGGUUAGUUGCCGACUUCACGGCGCUGAACGAACGCAUCACAUUAUGGGCUCGUCCCAAUCCGGCCAGUUCGGGCCCAUUGGCCCAAGACAGCCAGGCACUCGAGGAUCUGGCUGCUGAGUGCACAAAGAUUGCUCGGGAACUUAUCGCUGAACUCGAGCCGUUGCGAUCUGCCAAAGACGCAGCUAGAUACAAAACGAUUCUUAGCGCUCUAAAAACAUCUUGGAACGCGAAAAAGAUCGAGGAUAUCAUGUCACGACUUCAGGCAAUGCGUGAUGAGCUUCAGUUUCGAAUUCUGGUGUCCAUCAGGGACGAUCAACUACAAGGUCUAGAUGAGACGAGCCGGACAGCGAUGCUGAGCAUAGUGGAGAGCAACAAACAACUUGGCACGACAAUAACUUCACAAACCGAGAAGAUCAUACAACGGCAAGAGAUAGAAAGUUCUUUGGCAUCGAAACGUUACAACGAGACCCUACAUGCCAUCACCAAACAAAGGUCAGAAAAGUAUAGCAUAAAGGAUGUCCCACGCGCAAUCACGAAUAAGUUAAACUUCUCGCGGAAAGACGACAGAUUCGACGAUAUCGAACCUGCGCAUCGGAACAACUUCAAUUGGGCACUAGAGAAAAGAGAUUCCUCAAGCUGGCCAAGCCUUGCAGACUGGCUUCGCCAAGAUGGUGGCGUAUAUUGGAUCAACGGGAAGGCCGGGUCCGGAAAAUCAACGUUGAUGAAGUAUCUUUAUCAAGAUCCCCGGGUCAUGGAUUUGCUACAUCUUUGGGCUGGAGGCGAUCGUCUCAUUGUUGCUGACUUCUACUUUUGGAGUUCAGGUGCUGGAAUCCAAAGGUCGCAGGAAGGCCUCUUGCGUUCACUGCUCUGGCAAGUGCUCGGUCAGGACAUAUCUCUAGCCUCCACACUAUUUGCGGAACAAUAUCUACUCGACGCCGAUUGGGACGAAUUCCCAACGUUUCACCAGCUUCGACGAGCGUUUAGAAGGCUCGUGAAUCAUCCUUUCAAAUCGACGAAGAUCGUAAUGGUAGUCGACGGUUUAGACGAAUUCGAUGCUCAACGAAUCACGAUGACCGAGCUUGGGGAGAUGUUCAUCACUGCCACGAAACGUGGCAAGAUCAAAGCCCUACUAUCGAGCAGGCCACUUACGGAAUUUACGGACUGCUUCGUUGGUCAGCCACAACUGAAGCUCCAGCAGCUCACUCAAAACGAUAUUACAACGUAUGUGGAUGACAGCUUAUCCGUACAUCCUCAGAUGAUGCAUCUGAAAACCAAGAACAAAGACGAUGUCAAAGCCCUUGUGGAAGAAAUUGUCAGCUCAGCCUCUGGUGUUUUCUUAUGGGUCAAACUUGUAGUGAAGUCUCUCCUCCAAGGGCUACAGAACGGCGACAAGAUCGAAGAUCUUCAGUUACGGCUCCGAGUUUUACCGCAGGAUCUUGAAGCGCUUUUCAUGCACAUGCUGAGUAAUGUACCUUCAUUGUACAAGUCGCAAGCCGCAUGCAUAUUUCAAAUCCUUCGGUGCAACGACGAAGGCCACCAGCAGUCGUCUAUAAUGGGAAGAACUUCUGCAGGGCCACUGUCCGCCGUCAGAUUGUCUUAUGCAGAAGCCAAAACCAUGGAGAUCAUAAGUGCGAAAAUCUCUCCCUUGUCAGACGAAGAACUCGAAAAGAUCGAGAUCACCACAGACCGUCGACUCAAAAGCCGUUGCGCAGGUCUCCUAGAGCUCCGGACGCGAUUCAAUUAUCAACAAGAGCACACAGGUCAGGACGAAUCACGUCAGGAGCACUUCGAUAAAUUCUUGGCCGGCGAUGCUGAGGCUACGGAUAAUAUGAAGGAGCGCUUCAAAUCGCGAACAGCGAGUGGGAACGAAACAGUUUCGGCGGAAACACUGGCUCAGCUGAAACUGGAUGUCAUCGAAUUGAAAGGAAUGAUCACCAAGAGGAACAAGGUCGCAAACAUGACUUCGAGGAUACUUGGUGAACGGGUUACGCUGCGUGUAAGACGUUUGCUUGGGAGAGGCCACAAGUAA